CUCACGGGCCCGGAAGCGCCAGUCAGUGAAGGUUGUUUUCAAGAUGGGAGUCAAGCUUGAAGUGUUCCGGAUGCUGCUGUAUCUGUCAUUCCCAGUGACUAUGUUCUGGAUCUCCAAUCAAGCUGAGUACUUUGAGGAAUAUGUGGUGAAGCGAAAGAGGGAGAUUUACCCACCGGAUGAGAAGAUGCAGAGGAAGGAGCUGGAGGAUUUCAAGCAGAGAAUGCGCGAGCGGAAAGAACAGAGGCUUCUGAAGCAGCUUGGCCUGGCUGAAGCACAGAAAGAGUGAGACACCCAGCUCACCAGGGCUCUGAUACACCGGACUGCAGCACUGCAGUACCAUGCGGAUCCAGGUUCAACAGAACAGGAAGAAAAGCGACACCGCUGCUGAUCAGUCUCCUGCGCUCGGACCUGUCGGACGAUAUUCUCAAAGCGUUUCCUCCAUUCUUUCAUUUACUCCUACUUUUUGAACGGAGUGGAACUCAUGUUUGUUACAAAAUAAAAAACAGAGCACCUUGAGAGUGUGGAAGAGAUACCUAACUUAGUUGCUUGGUUGUAGUUUUGUAAAAUUAAAUGUUUUACCACUUUAAAAAAAACAAUAGGAGUUAAUUAAACACUGGAGCACACGCUUAGAAAACAUGACCUCUCGUUACCAGAGGUUGAUCAUCCACGGCAUUAGAAAUAUCUGUAACACCAAAAUAAACAGAAACAGUCUUUAAAUUA
Messenger RNA from Polyodon spathula (Mississippi paddlefish), 720 nucleotides. RefSeq names its product protein PET100 homolog, mitochondrial. The transcript is spliced from 4 exons. Gene Ontology annotation, cellular component: mitochondrion; mitochondrial inner membrane. The record is from RefSeq and is a predicted model, not a curated record. Bases 44 to 286 code for a protein of 80 amino acids. NCBI's taxonomy places the organism in Eukaryota, Metazoa, Chordata, Actinopteri, Acipenseriformes, Polyodontidae. Gene Ontology annotation, biological process: mitochondrial respiratory chain complex IV assembly.